Messenger RNA from Salvia splendens (bonfire salvia), 348 nucleotides. RefSeq names its product rapid alkalinization factor-like. Gene Ontology annotation, biological process: calcium-mediated signaling. Gene Ontology annotation, cellular component: plasmodesma. Bases 1 to 348 code for a protein of 115 amino acids. The transcript has a single exon. The record is from RefSeq and is a predicted model, not a curated record. Lineage: Eukaryota; Viridiplantae; Streptophyta; Magnoliopsida; Lamiales; Lamiaceae.
AUGGCAGCCGCCUUCAAAUUGCUACUAGCACUCUGCUUAAUCGCAUCAAUUCUAAUCCUGCAAGCGUCGGCAGGUGGGGACCACGACGGAUGGAUGAUGCCGGCGGUGAGAUCCGGGUGCAGGGGGACCAUCGCUGAGUGUCUGGCCGACGGAGACGACGAGUUCGAUCUCGAUUCGGAGUCCAACAGGCGCAUCCUAGCCACGACUCGCUACAUCAGCUAUGGUGCGCUACAGAGGAACAACGUCCCCUGCUCGCGGCGCGGCGCAUCGUACUACAAUUGCCGCCCCGGCGCACAGGCCAAUCCCUACCGUCGCGGCUGCAGCGCCAUCACUCGCUGCCGGAGCUGA